This is a messenger RNA of Canis lupus familiaris (dog), 1855 nucleotides long. RefSeq names its product HemK methyltransferase family member 1 (gene HEMK1). Gene Ontology annotation, biological process: protein methylation. The coding region runs from base 461 to 1537 and encodes 358 amino acids. Gene Ontology annotation, cellular component: mitochondrion. Lineage: Eukaryota; Metazoa; Chordata; Mammalia; Carnivora; Canidae. The transcript has 13 exons. The record is from RefSeq and is a predicted model, not a curated record. Gene Ontology annotation, molecular function: nucleic acid binding; protein methyltransferase activity.
UCCGACGCUCGGCGCAGCGCGGGUCCGGCAUAUCCGGGAGCCGAGCCCCGGCCUCUGCGCAGCCUGGCGGGCCGGCGGGGGGAAGCCUCCAGGCAGAGCUGAGAGGGAAGCAGCUGCGUCCCUGACCUCGGACCUCGGGCGCCUCUGGGGCAACGCUUAGUGGGCAGAGCCGCCUCUGAAGUCCGGGGGACCUGGGUUUGUGUCCUGCGUGGGACACGUCUAGCGAGGUGAUGGCCACGGUGCAUUGCCAGGGACUGAGCUCCGGAUUCAGCCCACUUCAGCUAAAAACAUGAAGAAGACAUAACUGGUCACAGAGGAGAAGAAUGAAAUAGAUGGGGCAGCAGUCACAUCUGGAGCAGAACCACCUUGAGGAACCAGUGUCCAUGACCAUCUUUGGCAACUGACAUCACAAGGAAGACUUACGGACUUGGGAGUGUUCAGGAGAAUCAUUCCCCAAGAUAUGGAGCUUGGGGGCCGAAUGCUCUGGGCCCUCCUGUCUGGCCCUGGGAGGAGGGGAGGGACCAGGGGCUGGGCCUUCAGCUCAUGGCAACCCCAUCUGCCUCUGGCUGGGUUGUUGAAUGCCAAAGAACUGGUCAGGCACUGGACUGCAGUCUUUGAGAAGAGGGGGAUCCCUGAGGCCCAGGCAUCCAGUGAGUACAUCGUGGCUCAUGUCCUUGGAGCCAAAACAUUUCAGAGCCUGAGGCCAGAACUUUGGACACAGCCCCUGACCCCUUGGCAGUUGCAGUGCAUCCAGGAGCUAAGUAGCCGCCGAUUGCAAAGGAUGCCUGUGCAGUACAUCCUGGGUGAAUGGGACUUUCAAGGGCUCAGUCUGAAGAUGGCCCCCCCAGUGUUCAUUCCUCGCCCGGAAACUGAGGAGUUGGUUGAGUGGGUGCUAGAGGAGGUAGCCCAGAGUCCCUGUGCAAUGGGAACCCAAGAUGGCCCCCUCAUCCUGGAGGUGGGCUGUGGAUCGGGAGCGAUCUCCCUCAGUCUACUGAGUCAGCUUCCCCAGAGCCGAGUCAUUGCUGUGGAUAAAGGAGAAGCUGCCAUCUGUCUUACCGAGGAGAAUGCUCAGAGGCUUCGGUUGCUGGACAGAAUUCGGAUUGUCCCCCUCGAUGUGACCUUAGAAGGGAGCUGGGCGCACCUCCUGCCCUGGGGCCCCGUGGACCUGGUUGUCAGCAACCCUCCCUACAUCUUCCACCAGGACAUGGAGCAGCUGGCCCCUGAGAUCCGCAGCUAUGAAGACCCACUAGCCUUGGAUGGUGGGGAGGAGGGCAUGGACAUCAUUAUCCACAUCUUGGCCCUGGCACGUUGGCUCCUGAAGGACUCUGGGAGCAUCUUCUUAGAAGUGGACCCAAGACACCCAGAGCUUGUUGGCAACUGGCUUCAGAGCCAGCCUGACUUGUCCCUUGAUCUCGUGGCUAUGCGCAGAGACUUCUGUGGGAGGCCCCGGUUCCUGCAUAUCCAGAGGUCUGGGCCACAACGUGGCUGCCCUGCAGAUGCCUGGCCAGGGCCCCAGCCUGCCAGAGUGCCUGGCUGAUAGUUCUUCCUGGAAUGCUACUCGGAGGGAGGUGAUGGUACCUUCCAGAACCCAGGUGCAUUUGACAUUUCACAUGGUUCUGUGAUUCUACAUUUCUGUAUGUUCUAUAUAUCCUAGGAGACUUGAGGGUAGAAGCAAGGGUGGAGUGGCAAAGAACAAGGGCAUCUAUAGUUUGGCUCAGAGCUGAGCAGGCCCAGGAUCCCAGUCUGGCUCCAUCACAUCAGUGUGGCCAAGGGCAGGUUGCUCAAUGUCUCUGUGGGUGGAAUUGCCUUGGGGAAGUUGGGAGGUUGGCCAAUAAAGUGUUGAGAGACCAACAAA